GAACAGUUUUAGUGAAAGGUGAAGAACAAAGUCCGUGUGAUAUGUACUUAUAGUACUAAGCAGUCAAGUGAGACAAAAGUGGAGAGUGAAAUAAGCAAUUAAACGCUUACCAAGAUUCAAACACAAAACCCAUUAAAGUAAGUCUUGUAAUUGUUGAUUUUGAUUACCAAAUUGAUUUUGAUUGGGUUUUGUUGUUUCCUUGUGGGUUUUGCAGUUUGUUUGAGUUUCCAUCUCUGCAUCCCUCUAUAUUUCUUUUCCAAAGAUUGCAUGUCUUCCAACAAGCUCUGUCGCUAUUCUCACACAAUCAUACCACAAACUCAUUCUGUUUGGUUCAUUCUUUUGUCAAAAAGGGGUUGUUUCGGAGUGGAUUACUUUGGGUUCUUUUCUAUAAAACGUUUUUGGUUAAUGUUUUAGGAUUCUGUAUGAUUCUUGACUAAGAAUCUUUAAGUUUUGGUUUUUGAUUUUGGUGAUAUUGUGUUCUUUGAGUUUCUGAGGUGGGAAAUGGCGGGGCCUCGGAGGAAGGUCUUGGGUUUAAAUAAGAUAAUUGAGAAGGAAAAGAUGUUGAGAAAGAAGAAGGAAUGUAAGGACGAUGGUAAGGUAGUGAUGAGAAGAGUUCGGAUUUUUUACAAUGAUCCUGAUGCCACUGAUUCUAGUAGCGAUGAUGAUGAUGAUGAUGAUGAUGAUGAUGAUAUUGCUGGUGGUGGUUGUGAUAGUGUUAAUGAAUUUGGGAAGAGGGUGAAACGUGUUGUGAGGGAAGUUUAUAUUCCGAUGUAUGAUUCAAGUGAGAAAUGUCGAUCAUCAGCUAAGGUUCGGGGAAAGGAUUGUAAGGUUGAGGAUGACGAGAAUAAGACAACAAACGAAAAAAGGUUUACAGGAGUUCGGAGAAGAAAAUGGGGAACAUAUGCUGCAGAAAUUCGGGAUCCUAUUCAGAAGAAAAGAUUAUGGCUUGGUACUUUUCCAACAGAAGAGGAAGCGUAUGAAGUUUAUAGGGCGAAAAAGGUUGAGCUCGAGAAGAGGAUUAUGUUGAAUAAAAACAAUUUGAGUGCUGCUAGCGCAUGUGCUUCAGAAGAUACUACCGGAUUAUAUUCUCUUCCAUCACCCUCCUCAGUUCUUGAUGUGUCGAAUCCAUUGCAAACUGCUAAUAUUUCUGGUGAUGUUGUUAAAGAAACUGCUGGUACAUCACUGCAGAUAGUUGAUAGAGUUCAAGAAUCGACUAAAGAAUCAAUGCGUCUGAUGAGAAAACUUGUUCUGAGAGAUGAGUUGCCCAUCAAUGAAUUUGAGGUAGAUCCAGUAUUAUCACCAUUUCCUGAUCACAGCUGCGAUAUGGAUUCUCGUGAUGGCUUCAGAGAACCUACGGUGAAAGAGAUAUUUGAUAUUCCAUUUGCUUCAUUACCGAUAUCUGACAACUUAAAGUGCAGUUUUGGGGAAAAUAUGCUGGAUCAUGUGCACAUUUUGGGUGACAAAUUUAUUCAAACAGAGGAGCCUGUUUAUUAUCCAGAUGAUCAGAAGCUGGAAUUGCCGCUCGACCCUGAGUUGGGCAAAGAAGAAUUUGAUUGGCUAAAUGGUAACUUAUAAGUAAUAUUUGGAGCAUCAACCUGUUAAUUUAAAGGCAUUUUUGGCAUUGUAGCCAUAGAGUCGUUAAAAGCAUUAGCAUGUCGCAUCUGUAAGGAAGCCAAGAGAGUUGCAGGAGUUUUCUUUGUAGUUUUAUGCCUCUCGUCAUGUGACAGUAGUAGGGAAGGGAAAUCAGCUAGAUGAUCUCAUAUGAUGAGUACUUACAUAAUCAAGAAGACAUACUAUUUUUGUAUUGUCAUUUAAUCUGGUUGUUUUGUGUAAAUAAUUUUUGUGAAAUAUAUUGAAUGUUGAAUUGGCGUCAUAUUCA
Molecule: messenger RNA, 1879 nt
Organism: Daucus carota subsp. sativus
Lineage: Eukaryota; Viridiplantae; Streptophyta; Magnoliopsida; Apiales; Apiaceae
Product: ethylene-responsive transcription factor ERF118
Exons: 2
Coding region: 502-1575 (357 amino acids)
Biological process (GO): regulation of DNA-templated transcription
Molecular function (GO): DNA-binding transcription factor activity; DNA binding
Source: RefSeq, a predicted model, not a curated record